This is a messenger RNA of Eurypyga helias (sunbittern), 873 nucleotides long. It is a transcript of the gene XKR9, whose product is annotated as XK, Kell blood group complex subunit-related family, member 9. Gene Ontology annotation, cellular component: plasma membrane. The transcript has 2 exons. Bases 133 to 873 code for a protein of 246 amino acids. Gene Ontology annotation, biological process: apoptotic process involved in development; phosphatidylserine exposure on apoptotic cell surface; engulfment of apoptotic cell. The record is from RefSeq and is a predicted model, not a curated record. NCBI's taxonomy places the organism in Eukaryota, Metazoa, Chordata, Aves, Eurypygiformes, Eurypygidae.
CAUAGGUAUUGGUUUGCUUUGAAGUAUGGCUGCCAAGCUGUGUUUAAACAAAACAGCAGCAGAGAUGCAUCAGAAACAGACCUUUCCAACUUCAUUCAAAAACAAGCCAUCGAUGUAGUGACCGAUAUUAACAUGCUCAGAGUGUUCAAGACUUUUCUUGAGACCACACCACAGCUUUUUGUCCAGAUUUACAUCCUCAUGCAACAUGGCGAAAAUAAUUUCUAUCCAUAUGCUGCCAUUAUUAUGUCUUUUUGUGGUAUCUCCUUUUCAACGGUUGAUUAUCAGAUAUCAUUAAGAAAAUCUCUGCCUGAUAAAGAUGAAUUUCAUGUGCUUCCCAAGUUAGUGUAUCUCUUCUAUAAACUGCUUACCAUCACUUCCUGGAUACUCAGUUUUUCACUGAUCACUCUUCUAAGCGUUAGAAGUUCUGUAAUUCUGCUGGUAUUUCUUUGGAUCUGUGGCUUCAUCUGGACUUGGAAACAACAUACAGCAUUUUGUAAAUCCAAGAAGAUGGAAUGUCUGUACAGAACUGUUGUUGGAAUUAUUCUAAUUUUUACCUUUUUUAACAUAAAGGGGAGAAAAACAAAAGUUUGCAUUUCUAUUUAUUAUGCCACUCACACUCUUGUAACUCUAGGUGUUUUGUUUGUAUAUGUAUUUUGGAAACCUUCCAUCAUCAAGGAAAUACAUUUUACGACUGUGAGCAUCCUCACUGUUCUUAGUCUGGUGUUAGGUAUUAUUUUUCUUGUUCUGUAUUAUAGGUGGUUUCAUCCCACUGCUUAUUGCAGACCACAGGCAUGUUCAGAUGAAACUGAUGGAGAGGCAGGACAAAGAGAGAGAGCAAAACCUGGUAGAUUUCAAAAUUUCAUAAUGCAGUGA